AUGACAGACUUUGAAAAGAACCUCCGUCAGGACAUAAUUUCUCAGCUGCAUAAUUUUGCUGCUGUUGGAGAUGGAGCCAAACUGAAAGCAUUGCUUAGUCAUUCUCCGUCACUUAUCAAUGCAGCUGCAGAUAAUGGCUGGACAGCCCUGAUGUAUGGUGCCAGAAAUGGACACCUUGAGGUUGUGCGGAUUCUUCUUGAAGAAGGGUGUGACAGGUCCAUCAUUAAUAAAUCAAGGCAGACAGCUCUGGACAUUGCUAAAUUUUGGGGGUACAAGCACAUAGCUAAUUUGUUGGCUAAUGUGAAGGGCGGGCAGAGGCCUAAUUUUUUGUCAAAUGAAGUGAAAGAAUAUGAAAAUUAUUUUGGCUUGACACUUCUGGACAGAAGGGGUGAUAAAAGAACAGAUUCCCAGUGGCUAAGCAAAAAACAAAGCCAUCCAACUACAGUAUACAUUGUCUUCUCAAAUCUAAGUCCUUUUGUUACUUCGGGUGGGGGAAUAGAUGGCUCCCAGCAGCCAAAAGUAAAGCUUUGCAGGCUGUACCACAAGGAUGUGGAGCAAUGCAUGAACCAAACUGAAGAAGGCACUUUGAUUUUUCUUGGAGUUGAACUUCAGUUUCACGUGAACCCACUGGCUGCUUGCAAUGGAAGAGUUCUGCAAGCAGAUGAAGAGGAUGGGUUAGUUGCUUGGUUUGCUCUUGGUGUAGAUUCUGCUUCUGCUGAGAAAUUUAAACAGAAGCAUGAGGACUGUUACUUUCUUCACCCACCAAUGCCAGCACUACUGCAGCUACCUGAAAAAGAAGCUGGAGUAGUAGCCCAGGCUAGAUCUGUUCUAGCAUGGCACAACCGAUACCGAUUCUGCCCAACAUGUGGGAGUGCAACCAAGAUUGAAGAAGGGGGUUACAAGAAAACUUGCUUAAAAGAAGAUUGUCCCACUCUCCAAGGUGUUCACAACACAUCAUAUCCAAGAGUUGAUCCUGUUGUGAUAAUGCAAGUCAUCCAUCCAGAUGGGAACCACUGCCUUUUAGGUAGGCAGAAGAAGUUUCCCCCAGGAAUGUUUACCUGUCUUGCUGGAUUUGUAGAACCUGGCGAAACAAUAGAAGAUGCUGUUCGAAGAGAAGUGGAAGAGGAGGCUGGAGUCAAAGUUGGCCAUGUUCAGUAUGUCUCUUGUCAGCCAUGGCCAAUGCCUUCCUCCCUAAUGAUUGGCUGCUUAGCUUUUGCAGUGUCUACAGAAAUUAAAGUUGACAAUAUUGAAAUAGAGGAUGCCCGCUGGUUCACUAGAGAACAGGUUGUGGAAGUUCUCAUUAAAGGAAACCAGCGUUCUUUCUUUGUACCACCAAGUCAAGCUAUUGCACACCAGUUGAUAAAACAUUGGAUUGGAAUGAAUGCUAAUCUUUAA
Messenger RNA from Leptosomus discolor (cuckoo roller), 1395 nucleotides. RefSeq names its product nudix hydrolase 12 (gene NUDT12). Gene Ontology annotation, cellular component: cytosol; peroxisome. Gene Ontology annotation, molecular function: metal ion binding; protein binding; NADH pyrophosphatase activity. The record is from RefSeq and is a predicted model, not a curated record. Gene Ontology annotation, biological process: NADP+ catabolic process; NAD+ catabolic process. NCBI's taxonomy places the organism in Eukaryota, Metazoa, Chordata, Aves, Leptosomiformes, Leptosomidae.